This is a messenger RNA of Pogonomyrmex barbatus (red harvester ant), 1024 nucleotides long. RefSeq names its product Transmembrane protein 43 (gene Tmem43). Gene Ontology annotation, biological process: nuclear membrane organization; lipid metabolic process. Lineage: Eukaryota; Metazoa; Arthropoda; Insecta; Hymenoptera; Formicidae. Gene Ontology annotation, cellular component: nuclear inner membrane. The record is from RefSeq and is a predicted model, not a curated record.
GUCUCCGCUAACCGAUAUAAACGUCACUGUUCGUCAUCAGUUCCAAAAUCCCGGAAUCGGGAUGUAUCGCGCGAAUCAAAAUGGCCAGCCGCAGAGAGGAAACGCGGACGGACUUCGCCAAAAUUGUCUCAAUGGAAGACAAGCCGCCUCCGUGAGUCAACCGCCGAUGACAAUCUCGGAGCAAUUCAGGGAGUCGUGGUUGACGGCUAUAAUUGGGUCCAUUAUGUUCGCCACUGGAAUGUGUCUUCUGUUUUGGAAUGAGGGAAGAGCCGUGAAAGUAGCGCAUUCCUUAGAUGAGGCUCUGCGUAAUGUAAUCGUGCUUCCUAAUUCCAUGAUGCUGUCACCUGAAUACGAAGGUCGCUUGAUACAUCUGUCAGGCCCCUUGCUAGUCUCCGAACCAUUAACUGAGCCAGAUUAUGGAGUCGUCAUGUCAAGUGUAAAAUUGAAGAGAAGGGUUCAAAUGUAUCAGUGGGUUGAAAUUGAAGAAGAACAAAGUUUUGGUGGAAUAACAGAGGAUGAAAAACAUUAUUACUACACGACAGAAUGGAAGGAUAAACUCGUGGAUUCAGAUCAUUUUUACAUUCGUACUGGCCAUCAUAAUCCGAAGGAAAUGCCAAUCAAAAGUCAGGUCCAGAUUGCGGAUGAAGUGAAGAUUGGCGCUUUUACACUUGGCAUGGAAUUGAAAAAAAAGUUCAGUGACUUUGUAGAGAUCACCAGCGAUGAACGACCAGAACGAAAGAACAUCAAGAUGCACUCUGGACUGUAUUACCACAGUGCAGAUUUGUGGAAUCCACAAGUAGGAGAUAUUAGGAUACAAUUUUCCUAUGCAGGAAAAAGCGGAGAUGUUUACUCAGUGGUUGGCUUGCUGGAAAAGGAUACAAUUAAACCAUAUUACACAUCUCAUGGUGAAGAGAUCUUGCUUCAACGAAGGCACAAAAUAUCAGUGGAUCAGAUGUUUCAUUUGGAGCACGUGCAUAAUUAUUGGCGAACUUGGACUGUCAGGUAAUUUUUAGAUAAAAAUAAA